AUGAAUUCACAUCACUUUGAAUCCUUCAGUGUUCAUUUCACUGGAAAAAAUUAUUCUUCUUGGGAGUUUCAAUUUCAGUUGUUUGUCACCGGCAAAGAACUAUGGGGCCAUAUAGAUGGAAGCGAUCCUGCUCCUACUGAUGCAACAAAACUAGGUGAAUGGAAGAUUAGAGAUGCUCGGGUGAUGACAUGGAUUCUAGGGUCAAUUGACCCUCUUAUUGUUCUUAAUCUCUGGCCGUACAAGACAGCUAAGGCCAUGUGGGAUUACUUACAAAAGGUUUACAACCAAGAUAAUAGCACAAGACGCUUUCAGUUGGAGUAUGAAAUUGCUAAUUACUCUCAAGGAGGCCUUUCUAUUCAAGAUUAUUUUUCUGGAUUUCAAAACUUAUGGGCUGAAUUUACAGAUAUUGUCUAUGCCAAAAUACCUACUGAAUCCCUAUCAGUGAUUCAGGCAGUUCAUGAGCAAAGCAAGCGAGACCAAUUUUUGAUGAAAUUACGCUCCGACUUUGAGAGUGUUGCUCUAACUUGA
Molecule: messenger RNA, 528 nt
Organism: Solanum stenotomum
Lineage: Eukaryota; Viridiplantae; Streptophyta; Magnoliopsida; Solanales; Solanaceae
Exons: 1
Coding region: 1-528 (175 amino acids)
Source: RefSeq, a predicted model, not a curated record